Messenger RNA from Armigeres subalbatus, 816 nucleotides. RefSeq lists its product as uncharacterized. Lineage: Eukaryota; Metazoa; Arthropoda; Insecta; Diptera; Culicidae. The record is from RefSeq and is a predicted model, not a curated record. The transcript has a single exon. The coding region runs from base 1 to 816 and encodes 271 amino acids.
AUGUCUCUAGUAUGCAGUUCCUGCGCAAAUGAGAUCGGUGACAUUCAAGUUGAGUGCCAAGGCUUCUGUAAAGCCAUUUUUCAUCCCCGUUGUUGUGGUAUUGCUGCUGAUGCGUUUGAGGAAGUUAUGAAAAACAAGCAAAUUUUCUGGAUGUGCUAUUCGUGUACUAAACUGAUGGAUGACUUACGCUUCCGAAAUACGACACGGGCGGCUUAUGAGGUCGGACAAGUGCAUGCGCUGAAUUCUCAUAGCGAUAUUAUGCAAAACCUGAAGUUGGAGAUUAUGGAUGAACUGAAAACCGAGAUAAAGACGAACUUUGCCAAGCUGAUAAACUCUAGCUCAUUCACUCCGAAGUCUUUUAAGCCCACCGACAUCCAUCCUAGGUUUACCAAGGGCAGGAGACUGUUUAGAACGAUCGAUAACGCUGAACCUACUCCGAAGCCCUCGCUACAAGUUGGAACUGGAAGCACUCCGUCUCCGUCAAUGGGGAUAGCUACUGUUCCGCCUAAUCAACCGAAGUUUUGGCUGUAUUUAUCCCGUAUCGCGAGAGAUGUGUCCACAGACCAAGUUCGCGCUCUCGCCAUGAAACGCCUUGCGUCAGAUGACAUUCAAGUAAUUCGACUGGUUGCUAAAGGAAGGGAUAUAAAUACUUUGUCGUUUGUCUCGUUCAAAGUCGGUAUGAACCUGGACCUGAAGUCCAAGGCUCUAUCGACUUCUACGUGGCCGAGAGGAGUAGUUUAUCGGAGUUCACCGACAACAGAUCCGGAGCAAAUUUUUGGCGACCAGGACCUGCUGCAGUAUUCGACGAUCCAUUGA